UAGGUCAUUCAAUGCUUAUCAUGUUGUCAUUUUAUGACACUUGUAUGUCCUAAUUUUUUUAUAGAGUAUAAAAAGGACACAUCUCACCUCGGUAUAUCACUGAUAGGACUCCAUCUGAAAGCUGAAAACAUGAAGAUUGCCAUCCUUUUACUUGCUGUGUUGCCAUUUGCCAUGAGUGCAAAGAUUGACGACAAACGUUUCAUUGAGAGUUUACUGGGUGGAUAUGACAUUCUUGCCCUUGCCAAUCAACUUCUUAGUCAAUUUGGAUGUGACGAGACUGAAGCACAAUGUGAAAGCACAUUGUGUCCACAAGUUCUCAACAAAAUAGACGGCCACAAUACCCUCAUUACAAAUCUUGUCUGUACUGGAGUUUGCAAAGAGUCUCAAGUGCUAGCAAAACAAUUUGCACAUGGUCCAGUCAAUGGGAUUGACCCAUGCACUGGUGGAAUUUCUGGACGUUAAAUAUGUUAAUAUGCAAAAAUUGAAUAAAUAAAAUAUUCCAUAUAAA
Ruditapes philippinarum (Manila clam) is the source of this 508-nucleotide messenger RNA. RefSeq lists its product as uncharacterized. The coding region runs from base 34 to 462 and encodes 142 amino acids. The record is from RefSeq and is a predicted model, not a curated record. The transcript has 4 exons. NCBI's taxonomy places the organism in Eukaryota, Metazoa, Mollusca, Bivalvia, Venerida, Veneridae.